AUCGGGCCCCCAGGCGGGGCGGCGGGCACCGGGCCCCCGGGAGGGGCGACAGGCAUCGGGCCCCCAGGCGGGGCGACAGGCAUCGGGCCCCCAGGCGGGGCGACAGGCAUCGGGCCCCCAGGCGGGGCGACAGGCAUCGGGCCCUCAGGCGGAGCGGCGGGCGCCGGACCCCCAGGUGGAGCGACAGGUCUCGGGCCCUCAGGCGGAGCGGCGGGUGCCGGACCCCCAGGCGGAGCGACAGGUCUCGGGCCCUCAGGCGGAGCGGCGGGUGCCGGACCCCCAGGUGGAGCGACAGGUCUCGGGCCCCCAGGCGGAGCGACAGGUCUUGGGCCCCCAGGCGGAGCGGCGGGCGCCGGAUCCCCAGGUGGAGUGACAGGUCUCGGGCCCCCAGGCGGAGCGACAGGUCUCGGAGCCCUCAGGCGGAGCGGCGGGCGCCGGACCCCCAGGUCUCGGGCCCUCAGGCAGAGCGGUGGGUGCCGAGUCAUCUGGCACGACAGUGGGCUCCGAGUCAACUGGCAUGACCGCUGGCACUGGGUCAGACAUUGGAUCGUCUGGCUGGACAGCGGGCAUCGGGUCACCCGGCAUCAGGUCAUUUGGCUCGAC
This is a messenger RNA of Staurois parvus, 603 nucleotides long. Lineage: Eukaryota; Metazoa; Chordata; Amphibia; Anura; Ranidae. The record is from the annotation of a GenBank genome assembly.